AAGGAUCCCAACCUCUCCAAUGGAGCUUGGGGGCGCGAGGUGAACGAUGCUCGGCGCUCGGCAGGUCUCCCGACUGGCCUCCCAAGUUCAGUGAGACGUCGGCCCCGUCGUGGUGUUGCGCGCACGCGGCGGCGCCUCCCGGGGGAAGGUUUCUAUGCGCGCCGGCGAGAGAGGGGCGAGGAGUUAUGACCGCGCGCCCGAACGGGAGCAGCGAGCUCGCGAGGCGCACCACCGCCAGUCCUCAGGAACGAUGAACUGCAAUGGGGGAUCGUCCGUGGCCGGCGAGGCGCGCAGGGCGGCCGCUGCCGCGGACAGCAGACCGAUCGUCACCUGUGCCGGAGAUGAAAACUUGUUGUCUACGUUGGAAAAGAGUCUAUGCCAAGCUAUACCCGCGGACGCGGUGGAGUGGCGCAGGUCGUUCAGCAGGCCGAUCAAGCAAGUCAAACUUGGGGCUACCUUCGUGCCAUUUUCCAGGGACAUUCUGCCCACUGACAAAGAUUGGCAUCUGAUAAAGCAGCCGAUCUUCCACAUUUAUUGGACGGAAUGUUCUGAUGUUGAUACUUAUAAGACUAGUAUCAGAGAUGAUAUCGACGCCUGGUUAAAAAUACUGAAUUUAUAUCACAUUCAAGAUUGGAUGAUUGUGCUGGUAGAAACGUACGAUGUAAAGAAGGCCAAUAAGCUGUUGCCCAGGACUACCGUCUUAGAUAAAAUACGUAGCGACUUCGCCGCCAAGAAUGGCGACAGAUGCUUCGCUGUAAUUAAUCCAAUUAAAUCUGAAUCUCGUUCCGCGGAAUCUUGGAGAGGCCUGAUAACUCGCAUUCGUCACUUGAUGUUGACCGCAUACGACAGGACCCUGUCGCGCUUCGAAGAUAUUAUACGCGAGCAGAGAGAGAGGCGGAACAAUCCUAAUUGGAACUUCUGCCAUUAUUUUCUUCUACAGGAAGAACUGGCGUUUGCGUUGCAAAUGCUGGGUUUGUACGACGAGGCAUUGGUGCAGUAUGACGAACUAGAUGCUCUCUUUACGCAGUUUGUGCUCAAUUCUAAUGUAGGAGAUAAAUUGCUUCUAGAUACUCCAGGAUGGUUAAGUCUGUUUCAAACGCCUCUCAACAAUUGGGGAGGUGUGAAUUUAAAUAACGGCACGAACCAUCAUCUAAGGUUUCUUUUGGCUGAAUGUAGAGCAUCUUUAUUAGAUCUUAGGAGUUACUUGUUCAGUAGACAAUGUGCCAUGCUACUCCUGUUUAAUAAACCUUGGGAGGUUGCACAAAGGUGCUUAUCAUUCGUUCAUAAUACAUUGAGCGAACUAAGAAUCUUAGAAGUACAGAAACCUGAAGGAUCGGUAGAAUGCUGGUCAUUCCUCUGUGCGUUAGAGGUCUUGCAAGCAUGUCAAUUGUCCACCAACAAUAUUGAUAACAAUCAACAGUUGGACUUGUGCUCUUUGCAUACCGCUAGCUUGUGGGCGCUUGCAAGGGACAAGUUAGGAAGCUUGGGAAAAUUGUGCGGCCUAAUGCCGGGAAGUGAACCGACUAGUGAACAGUUGCACACAGUUGUGUACCUUAUAGCAGGAAUAGGAGAUUCGGAGCCGCAGGUAGAGGGGAAGCUGACUCCUACAGACAAGUUGAAAGAGGCACUUUCAUCCAAAGAAGCGUUCAAGAAACAGUACCUGGAGCAUGCGGAACUAGCUAUGGGCACGUACAAGCAUGUCGGUCGCAUUCGAUCAGCCAGGUUAAUCGGCAAAGAACUGGCACGAUUCUACAGCGAACUCGGAGAGAAUCAGAAGGCGGUAGCGUUUUUGUCUGACGCUUUGAAAACUUACAUGGACGAAGGAUGGAAUUACUUGGCUGUGCAAACACAGUUGGAGCUAGCCGAGUGUUACAAACGGAUGGACGACGUCGAAAAGUAUACGAAAGUGUGCGCGGCAGUAGCUAGCGCGAGUCUUUUGCAUAUAACCGUGCGCAACACGUAUUUGGAAGAGAUGUUAGGGUAUAUGAAAAUGAUCUCGUCGCCUCAACCAUUACUCGCGGAACUCGGAUGUGCUUUUACAAUACUCAGUAUGGAAGCUAAAGUAAUGGACAAAAUAGUACAAGACUGUGUAGUUAACGUCGAAAUCAGUGUACAGAGUUUGUUUCCUCGGGAAGUAAGAUGCACCAGCGCCGCUAUCUCCGUGGAGGAGAUACAGAAGCCAUCCAUACCUAAUAAGAAGAAAGGAUUGAAAUCGUCUGUUGAGUCUCCAGUACAAUUGUUGUCAAAGUGCACAUUAGAAGAUAUGAAACUACUUGAUCUCAGUUUGUUACGUUUGCAAGUAUAUUCUUAUUUGGACUACAAGGAAGACAGAAGUCUUGGCUCUGCUAGCGUUAUUAAUAAAAAUACGAAGCCGCUCGUGAGACGUUCAGAUAGCGCGAAACAUAGAAAACCUUCAAUUAAUACAAAGGGCGAUUUUAGCAAAGCACUCUCCUGUGAUGAAUUCAUUAUGAAACCCGGUAUAAAUACGUUUGUCCUAACAAGACGAGUAAAUCAACCGGGUUUAUACAAAGUUAGCCAGUUAUCAUUGGUGAUAGAAGAGAAAUUAGAGUUUUUAUCACCUGUACUGAAUCCACGAUUAUGCUACGAAGUAGCAAAGACGCAGCCAACGAUAUCCGUAAAUUGUGGCAGAGAUUUACUGGCAGGUCUUACUCAAGAUAUUGAAUUAGUUAUCUCGAGCGGAAGUACAAAGAUAACCGAAGAAAUGAAAUUAAAACUACGCACAUCACGCGGAUUGACAGUGCAAUCACAAAGUGUUGAAAAAGUAAUGGUGAAGGAGCUAGAGAUACCACUGCCAACGUGCGAACCAUUUCAAACUAUAAAAGUGCAGUUAAAAAUUUUAGCUGAAUUACCACCAAAAAAGGAUGCUUCAUCUAUGGAACAUAAACUGAAUAUACAAUGUCCAUGGGGUUCGGAAGAAAGCAUACCUCUGCAUUUUGGUCCACCAUUGAUGUCGAGUAUGAAACUUCAUACAGCAAAACAGAGGAAAUUCAUUCAAAUUGUCGUGACUGGUUUAACAAGUCAACUUCUACAAUUAACCGAACCUGAAUUAAUGACAAUUUCGUCAAUAGACAUUAACUUUAAAAGUUUGAAUCCCGUCGCGGGUCAAAAAUUAGUGAUAGGCAAUGGAAUGAACGUUUCCUUUAUGUGGGAAUUUGAGAUUGGAAAAGAUGAGAAAUCCACGAUACCAAUAAAGACUGACUUUCGUGUAAAAUAUAUAUCAGUUAAUGACACUGAAGAAUUAAAUAAUACACAUGUUGAUGAUGACCCACUACAUAUACACAAUCUAGAGAGAAUGGAGAAAGCAUGUAGUGUUUACAGGUGCAACUUUGAUAUUACAGAUUAUGUGACUUUAUUCACAGUAUCCUCGAAAGUUGAAACAAGUGGUGGUGGAGGGGAAUUUUGUCGUGCUGGUAGUAUGUGCCACUUGUGUCUUACAGUGAUGCGCAUGCCUAGUCUUAGUCCAAAUUCUCCACCACAGUUAAUGUACGAGGUUCUGGCGGACCAAACUAUGUGGGCGGUGUGUGGUCGGACAGCAGGCAUUGUAUCGUUAGAAAUAGUAGAGAGACAAAGCGUUACAUUAGAUGUGAUGCCUCUGACAAGUGGUUAUUUGCCUCUUCCAGUUGUUAGAUUAUCUCGAUAUAUACCAGCAACAGAAUCGAAAAAUGAUAUCAUCCGUAACAAAAAUGAUUUAGGAUCUGGUCCUCGAUUAGAGCCAUUUAGUCCGGGACAAGUGUAUAAUGCCAGUAAAGCACAACAGGUGCAUGUUCUGCCAGCAGCUCCAUCAGAAUCGAAUUGAAAAUGUAUAAAUUGUUAAAAAUAUGUACAUGUUCUUUGAUUUCAUAUAACAAGUCAUGAACAUCUUUAUUUAGGGAGAACCUUAGGAAAUAAUCGCAAGUUGUUUCUUUUUGUAUGAAAAUGGACGAGUAUAUAAAUAUCAUAUUUUAAAUUCGUACAAUAGAUAAGGAUUAUGUUACAUUAUAUAAAUUAAUAUUUUGAAAUAAGCAAAUCGGCAUUGAAUAUAGUUUAAUAUUUAUUUUUAUUGCUGUAAGACAGUUUACUUCAAUUCUCUAUUACCAAAGCCAUUUAUCUUUCAAAAAACUUGAAUUUUUUGAUUAAUAAUUAUGUUAAUGAUGCCAUAAAAAAUUUCUUUAAAAAUUACAAAUUCUAAAGCUUCUAGCUUUUACUAAAUAUACGUUCUGUAUAGAAACCUUGUGUUUAAUGUACAUAAUUAUCACAUUUUAUAGUUCAAUUACAUUUCACCAGAAAGAAAUCGUGUUAUUGUAAUAAUCCGAGAUAUCUAUGUUAUACUGAGAAUAAUACCAGAAAAUAUUCUACUUCUCCGUGGUUUUUAAUGAUUCAGUUAUGAUAAAUGUGAAGGAAGCUUGCUGUCCUAAAUUAUGUACUUAUAUACUUUUGUCAUUUUACGUUAUGUUUACAAUGUUUCCGUUCAUUUGUUCUCUCUUUUUCAAUUUCACAUUAAUUCACAAUUUGUUGCUCUAUCCAAAUCCUGUUCUGCUGUUUCUUAUUUCGUAUAAAAUAUUUUCAUCUUUUAUGCCAUCUUAAUAUCUUAAGAAGGAUGGUAAUAUAAGAAUUUUUUUAUAUGAAAUAUAAACAUAUGUAAAAUUUGUACAAAUGUUUGUUAGCGACAUAUACUCAUAAGCUUGUGAAUAAAUGUUACAUAUUUCUACUAAUUGUUAAAUUGUAACAUAUAGCAAUCCUUAUGGACAUAAGUUUGAUACGUAAACUAGGAAUUUAUUUGAAGCUAUGUAAAAAUAUUAUGUUCGUUUAUUAAUAUUUAUAUUUCAACUAAGAAAAUAUAUCGACAGAGGAAGAACAAUAUACAUCACUUUGUUAGCAUUUAUUCGUCAGAAUUGGAUAUUAUUGUAAAUUUUUCUUGUGUUGCCAUGUUUUCUAGAAUAUUGAAUAUUAUGAGUUUUUAUUUAUCAUUUUUAACUUUUAAAUGUAAAAUAACCGUAAAAUACUCUUGAGUAGUUAUAUCGAUAUAUUUAUUAAGUUGCAAAUAUUUUAAAACUGAUUUAUAUAAAAUUAUGUUUACCAAUCUUUUUUGCAGAAAGUGUUUCUACCAAGUAACGUAAUACACUUAUAUCAUCUAUUUAUUAUAUUUGGCAAAAAUAUCUAUUUUUAUUAUAUUUGUUGAGCCUAUAUCUAAGAUAUGUAUAUCCGUUUUUUUAUGUAAUAAUAAUAUAAUUUUUGUGGUAAUAUGUUAUACCAAAUAUUUCUAUAUAUCAAAGUUGGAGAUGCAUAGUUAAUAAAAUAUAUUUAAAUCAAAUAGUUUAUUAUAUCUAUGUGUUAUAUAUUGUGGUAGAUACAAUUUAUUUUUAUGUUUUUAAAAUAUCGUGAACAAUUUUCAGUAGUAGUAUAAGUAAACAAAA
Messenger RNA from Vollenhovia emeryi, 5414 nucleotides. It is a transcript of the gene SIDL, whose product is annotated as trafficking protein particle complex subunit 10. The coding region runs from base 155 to 3817 and encodes 1220 amino acids. Gene Ontology annotation, biological process: early endosome to Golgi transport; intra-Golgi vesicle-mediated transport. The transcript is spliced from 12 exons. Gene Ontology annotation, molecular function: protein binding. The record is from RefSeq and is a predicted model, not a curated record. Lineage: Eukaryota; Metazoa; Arthropoda; Insecta; Hymenoptera; Formicidae. Gene Ontology annotation, cellular component: TRAPPII protein complex.